Molecule: messenger RNA, 3159 nt
Organism: Pyricularia grisea
Lineage: Eukaryota; Fungi; Ascomycota; Sordariomycetes; Magnaporthales; Pyriculariaceae
Exons: 2
Coding region: 547-2769 (740 amino acids)
Cellular component (GO): site of double-strand break
Source: RefSeq, a predicted model, not a curated record
CGUCGUCUACCACGAAGCGAUCUGAAUUGAACCCGCGCACCUAGCACAUCCCUGUCGUGUUCCCACAUAAUAUUGACGGUCGGUAGGCUACUGUUGACUAGACUCGAAACAUAGACAGACGUAUCCAGCGUUCCAAAACUGCCACGACCGACUGCGUCGAAUCAGACUCUUGCAUUGGUGGUGAUUCGUCAUGUUCGCAGCUUGAUUCCAAUCGUUCUAUCUGAUCAAAAUAGCUGCAUUCACCACCACACCGGGACUUUUAAAACCUUUUUCUCUGUUAGCCAGCUGACAAAAGCGCCGUCCGCGUUGAGACGACCGGCACAGGCCUCACGCGCCUAUACCCAAAAAAAAAAAAAAAAAAAGACUUCCACUCGACGACAAGACACUUCUGCAACCGAUCCGGCCAGCCUACUCAUGCUAUAAGAGUGCUUUCAUACGCGCCCUGCUGUCGAACAACGAGGCUGGGCUUUGCCCCAACCCUCCCGCCUCCCUCAGCUUUGCCUCGCGUCCAAAGCUAGGCUAGCAGGACCCGCAAGGGGACAUGCCAUGGACAAACCUAUGCUCAUGGUAAGGACGGGACCACUGGAUGGGGAUGUGGCUGUCAUGGAUGCAGAAGACGAGGCGCGACCUGGAGGAAGGAGUGGGACGCGAGCGCGAGAUGGCAUGGAGGGAAUGGCGGCAGAGCCCUCGCCACUGACCAAGACAACCAGAUCUUUCUCGGACGGCGACAGCACGCCAAGCCGCCCAAAGCUGUCCCCAUCACCCCUGAUACUUGAAACCGACCGUCGAACGUCAAAGGACGACAGCGCGAUACGCAACUCUGUGCCGGCCGCUCCGGUGACACCAAGCAGACCCGACUUUGUCCAGCGCGGGAGCAUUCUUUCAUCCUCUUUACACAUGUCACAACAGGCAACAGGCACCGCGGUGGCGGGCGGGCGUGCCGCCGGCUUUGCCACCGAUUCCAUGCAACCGCAGCAGCAGGCCAAGCAGCCGCCACUCUCCCCGAAGCUCGACCACUCACAUAUCUACGCAUCACCGACGAGCGCACUGCCCCGAAGGUCCCGCGGCCUCGACUUUUCCCGCGCCGCCACCAGCCUGCACCAUUCUACAUUGGCGGAGCAGUCCUCCCCGGACUCCUCGCCCACGCAUGCUGGGAGGGGAGCCAUGAACAUACCAGGUGGCGGAUCAAAACGGUUUGGCUCGGGCUUUGGUGCCGCCGAAACAUCGACAAACUCGUUGUGGUCCAUGAUGGGAAACCACGAGAAGAUGCAUAUUUCGAGCUCUGUGGGCAGCACCGCCCACAUGGCUGCUUCAGACUCGUCUUCCAGUUCGGAUCUGGAUGAUGACCUGAUGGACGAAGACGUACCGGACGAACCCUACGUUACCACCCCUCAGAUAUCGCGGACGACGAUGGUACCGGGUCUAGGUAGCACUUACUCGCCAAGCGCACCAGGGUUGAAUGGACCUUUGGGAGGAUCACCGGCGGUGAACAGCUUGCUGUCAUUUCAACAGCGCCAACGGCCGCGAAAGCAGCCAAAGAAGAAGCUGCGUGGUCCGAUCGGGCUUGGGUUCAACUCGCUUGCUGGACACGGUGGUAGCCUUGCUGCUUGCAAGUCGCCUCCAAACUCAUUGGGCCGCGACCCAAAUCCGCACUCUCGCCGGGAGAGCAUCAGCUGGGCUGCAAACCAAUUAAACCUGUCAGGGAACGAGAGCGACGAUAACAUAAAGCCUCGCGUGUUGGAUAGUAUCGAAGGCGCCAUGGGAGCACCGGGUCACGGGGGCCAAAACGAAGUGAUACGGCGCGUUGUCCAUCGACGAGGGAAUUUACUGCCCAAAACCAAAGCCUUCGCUCGUAUGCGCGCUGCGCUUGCAGAGGAAAACGCACCCAUCGACAACGAAGUGCGCCGCGAGGCGGAAGUUGUCAGGCAGGUGCGCGACAGCGAUGUGGGAGAACACCCUGCUCGGGCACCUCCACCAGCGUUGUCGGUAGCAACAACGGCACUGUCCAGUCCGACCAUGGGCGUGAUGCAUGACGUUGAUGAGAUGGUAGACGACGCCAUGGUGGUAGAUACGGGAGCCGUUGUUGGCUCAGUAUCAGCCUUGGGUCUCUCCUCAAGUUUCAAGCAGCAGAUUAUGAAAAACUCGAAAGUCAACAAGAACCUCUGGGACACAUUUUCGGAAUCAUCAAGCAUUGGGGGUGGAGGUGGCACAACGCCGCCACCUCUAUCGCUACCCCGCGGCUCUUGCUCAGCCAUGAGUGUUAAUAACGACGACAUGAGCAUGGAUUCGCCCUUGACCAGCUCGGCACCGUCUGCUUCCAUGAUUGCCACCGGCGGCAUAUUCCCCAUGUCAAUGACUACCCGGAGCAGCUCUGCCGGUGACACCCCGCAGCAGCCGGGAUCCGGGACGAUGGGUGCACCCCAGCAGAUGCCACCCACUGCUGCAGAGAUCACACGGCGCAUUAACAAUAAAAGACGGCGCGACGACGACUUUGACCCCGUCAGCUUCAAGCGGCGUGCGGUGUCGCCGGGCGUCAGCGCGCACAACUCGCCCAUCAUGCAGAGCCCACUCCAGCGUGACAUUCCGUGGGGCUCGCGGCCUGGGAGCAACGGCCACGAUCGGGCCGGGGGAAGCGAGAGCGGGGGAAGUCAGGUGGGAUCCCAGCCGCCACAGGGGCAGGGCAAUCGCCCCGGUGGACCCAAGGGCCGUGUGGGUUACCAAGGCAUGGUUGACACAAAUGACGGCAUCACGAAAUUGAGUAUCGAGUAGUGGCGUCUACUUGCUGCUGGCGAAACGGACAAUAACAGAACAAUCUCUGGCAUACUACUUAUCUAAUUAACUUGACUUGAAACGGGGGGGUUUCACAGAUACGCGCGAGAGCUUUCAUGGUUUACAUUUUGCUAUCGCUUCCUGAGUAUCACUUUGCAUACAUCAUUCCCGGGCUAGGUUGCAUUACGGAUGGGAAUAUGGAGUUUCCGGUCAUUACUUCUCAUUUGGCAUGGCACAGGUUACGUAUUCCCCCCUUUCCGACUUUUUCUUUUGUCUUGACUAGUUAGUUUCGUUUUAUAAUAUUCCCCUGGGAGGGCCGGGGUGGUUCAGUCCGCUUCUACAUUUUAGGCACCUCACACGCGAAAAAUAGACUCCCCUGUGCAUUCGUCC